CUAUGUUAUUUUAAUAUUUUGGAAAAUUUCAGAUUUUAUUAAAUAUGGAAAAUCCUGGUUCUAAUCGUGAGGUAUCUGAUGUAGAACUUGCAUUGGAGGAUGUUGGCCAUUGUGGAUUGUACCAUGUAUGGCUGAUAUUGCUGAUGGCAUUGCCGAAUAUCCUUGUUGGGGCACAUAUGGGGUCUUCUGUGUUUUUAGCAAUGAUUCCAACCCAUUAUUGCAUCACAGAACAAGCAGAUAAAAUUUCGAACGUUUGUAAUAUAACAUGGGUGGAGGAGUAUAAUGAGAUGAUAUUGGGUGAAAAGUCUUCAUGUAAUAUGAUCUAUUACUCCAAUACUUCAACCAUUGAUUGCUCUAUCUGGCAACAGAACAUUCAAAACCAAACCAUCCUGACUCCCAUGCCUGAGACUCGAACCUGCGACGCUUGGGUCUUUGAUCAUUCAGUUAUGAAGACCACAAUUGCCACUGAGUUUGGCCUUGUAUGCGGAAAUAUAUGGGCAAGCUAUGUAACACAGUCUAUCUUUAUGGCUGGGGUGUUGGUUGGGAACAUAUUCAUUGGAUUGACUUCGGACAGAUUUGGAAGACGAGUUGCUUUCCUUGUAAGUGCUGUUGGAUCUGUUACGUUUGGAAUUGCUACAGCGUUUGCAGAUUCGUUCGUAACAUUCUGUAUUCUUAAUGGCUUGACUGGAAUAUUCGUCUACUGCAUGUUUCCUGUGCUGUUUACGCUAGUAUCUGAGCUUGUAGUAGCUCGGUAUCGUGCAGCACUUGCACAAUUUGCUGAGGCAGGCUUUGGUACGGGGUUCAUGAUGUUAGCACUUGUUGCCGUGUUCACCAGAGAUUGGAGAAGAUUGCAACUCGCCAUUUCCGCUCCCAUUGCUGUUUCCCUCAUUGUAUGGUGGGUUUUACCUGAGUCACCUCGAUGGCUGAUACUUAACGACCAGCGUAAGGAAGCGAAUGAAAUAAUCGGGCGGAUGAAACAAGUGAAUAACCUGACAACUGGAUGCCAACGUAACCAAGAUGGCGAGGCCACUGGAUGUGAAGAAAUGAAAACAUUCUCUUCGAAAACUUUGGAUAAUGAUGUCAUUGUGACAUCAUCAAAUGUUUACGGGUUCCUAGACUUGGUCCGGACAUCAAAUUUAAGGAGAGUUUCAAUCAUCCAGUUUUAUCAAUGGUUUGCAGUAUCAUGUGUAUACUAUGGGCUCACCCUCAAUGCAGCAGAAUUAGGAGGAGACGCUUUCCUCAACUUUUUCCUCAUUGCUCUUGUGGAAGUGAUAGGAGUAUUUCUAGUGAUCCCAUUGGUCGAGAAAGCUGGGCGUGUCCCAUGCUCUAGCCUAUCAGAGGUCGUAGCUGGAAUCUUCUGUAUUUUAAUGUCUUACAUACCAAAAGAUAUUUCUUGGUUGUACAUCGGCUGCUCUCUAGUUGGUAAGUUUGCCAUAACUGUUGCAUUCAGCGUCAUGUACAUUCAUAUCAGUGAGCUGUACCCUACCCCUGUCAGGAGUGUUGCAAGUGGAGCUUGUAACGCAUGGGCAAGGUUGGGCGCCAUCGCGUCACCUGUCAUUGCAAUGUUACGACUCCUGGUACCAGAUCUACCAUACAUUGUGUUUGGUAUAUUGUCCAUUAUAUCAGGUAUAUUAAUACUUAUGACUACUGAAACAUCCAAACAACAGUUGCUCCCAACAUUAGAAGAAGGGGAAAGAUUCUUGGCUUCAAACCCAGGACCUUUAGUUACAAUGUGGAGAAAACUUAAAUCAAGGCGCUAAAAGUUUAACCCUAUGUUUUAUUUGGGUGAGGAUGAGAACUGGUAUUUAGACAGAUUUGGCAUAUUAUUCACAAACAACAGUCGUUAUAAUAACACAGCUGUUCUGUUUGAUUCACCUCGUGC
Ciona intestinalis (vase tunicate) is the source of this 1882-nucleotide messenger RNA. The record is from RefSeq and is a predicted model, not a curated record. NCBI's taxonomy places the organism in Eukaryota, Metazoa, Chordata, Ascidiacea, Phlebobranchia, Cionidae.